ACCCGGAUGUAACGUCAACAUUAGGUGCCUGGGCAUAGCAAGGCCCCAGAAGACGUGUCAGUGCAGCCCUCCGACCACACACCUUACUAACACAAAGAUGGCAGGAUUUAAGAUUCAGCUGAUGUUUAUCGGAUUUGUCCAGUUGUUUGUUUCGAACGAGGGUAUGAAGCACAUUUACAGAAAUGUCGAUGUUGAAGGACUAACGGCUCACAUCGAGUUCCUCGACCCCCAGGCCACGUCGUCCGUCGGUCUUCCAGAUGUUUUCGUAGCGGAAGUGAGGACAGACACUAACACCACCAGGUUGGUCCUGAGGAAGAACGUUGAUGUAGAUGAGAACGCCCCCGUGUAUGUUCCACGUCGUGGUGAAGAUGGAAAUGAUCAAGUUGUCAAGGACGACGUGCCAGACAUCAGGACGACUGCAGAAUAUCAGGAUUUGUCCAAUAUGGCGUCUGUCGAAAUAUCCCGUGUUAUGGGUACCGCUGGCACAAGUCGAUACCAAAUAACUGGCUUCCUGUCGCUCAAUGGGAAGCUGUAUAAUGUGGAACCGGUGACUAGAUCCAAGCGAAGUUCAGGAGGAGCUCAAUCUGGAGAUGCAUAUGAACUAACACCAGCUGUUGUGUCACCGGAUAUAAACAUAAUAGGAUUUAGAGGUGAAGGGUUAGACUCCGAUCAGGAUGAAAGUGAAUACCUCCAGGAUGAGGGUUUGCUGGAGGAUACUGCUGCUGAUCGCAGGAAACGCCAGGCUCAGCCUGUGUACAUUGACGUCAUAACACUGAUAGAUCAUGCAGUAUAUCAAAGGUGGCUCCAGCGAUCCAAAGUCCAUGUCAGUCUUCAAGCCAUUGACACGAAGCAAAAAAUUCGCCGUCAUUUUGCGCUGAUUGUGAAUGCGAUCAACUUGCGAUUCAAAUCAGCCUCAGAAAGGUACCACAUACGACUGGUUGGGUACUACAUUGAGGACGUCACGCCAGGGGAGUGGUUCACCCGGGUCCAGAUCCUUGACCAGGAAUACACAUAUUUGGAGAAAGGCAUCGAUGGCAAUCGUCUACUUGAAAGCGCUCAGAAUUGGAUCUCGUCUGAUGCUGGGUUUCCCCCGAGUGACCACGUCUUAACCUUUACUGGAAACAACCUAUACAGUGCUGAUAUUGGGAGCGCCCUGCUUGGACGGGCGGACGGAUUCGGCUCCAUUUGUAAGAACAUAUCAAGCAGUGUAUCCAUCGUGGAGUAUCGUGAUCGUAUGAUUGACGACAUGCUGGUGGCCGCCCAUGAAGUGGGGCACAGUAUGGGAGCACAUCAUGAUGGCGAAGGCAACUUCUGCUUCACAUUCGACGGUGACAACUUCAUCAUGAACAGCGGCUAUGAUGAGCACCACCCUCUAUUUAACAACGACGAGUUUGUGUUCUCUACAUGUUCAGCCACAUACUUCAAGAACCAUGUUGAUAAUCUUCUAAAUACUGGGUCUGCUGAAUCUAAAAAGUGUCUCCUGGAGAAACUACAGCCGUCGUCAGUGCCAGACAUCAGCGGGGAGAUGCCAGGCCAGCUGUAUGACCCAGACACUCAAUGUAAAAUGGCCUUUGGGGAAAAGUCAUACUUUCUCACAGGGGAAAGUGUAUUGAGCUUAAUAUGCAACAGAAUGUACUGCCAUGAUGAUACUAAGCUGUUCUCACAAUCAUUGCUCAACGCUGUUGAUGGAACGUCAUGUGGAAACAAAAAGUGGUGUGUCGCCGGACAAUGCGUUGCAUCGGACCGAUCCAUGAGGGAAACGGUAGGUCAACCACCCACAACCCCUUUGUUGGAUACAUUUUGUUCCAAAACAAACACCAAACACUUUCAAAACUUGUUAAAUUAUCAAUACGUUCUUGCCAGUUUAUCUUGAAUGAAUCAUCAUUUUCAAAGUAAUAAUGUCCGUCACAAACUGAUGCUAUGAUCACGCAGUGUCUCAGAAUAUUCUUUAAAAACUAUGCUUCUGACUGUUGAUUUAUUUUGGUAGGUCCCUCAUGUUGUAUCAUGUCUACUAAAGGUCGGUAUUAUCAUGGCAGUAUCGCAAAUAGCAGUUACUGUCGCAUGCGUGUCGUAAAAGGCGACUAACGGGAUCGGGAGGUCAGGCUCGCUGGUUCAUGCAUAUCAUCGACCCGAAUUGCGUGGAUCGAUGGUUAUGAUGUAAAUCAUUAGAUUGUCUGGUCCAGACUCGAUUAUUUACAGAACGCCGUCAUAUAGCUGGAAUAUUGCCGAGUGCGGCGUAAAACAACAAACCAAACCAAACCAGUUACUGUCGCACUUUUACUGGCACAAUCCUGGCAUUUGGUACUUGUAAGAUCUUCAGAAGUUAUCUUGAUUAAGGUCAAAAUCUGGAUGUACUGGUAUUGUAAAGGGCAAGUUUGUUUGUUGGUUGUUUUUUUGUUGUUUAACGCCGCAAUGACCGCGGUCUGUAAAUAAUCGAGUCUGGACCGGACAAUCCAGUGAUUGAAAUGUGCAUCGAUCCACGCAAUGGGCAUACGAUGCCGUAUUUUCAUUGCAAUAGACAUGAGAUUACGAUGAGAUGCAUCAACCAAGUCACCGAACUUGAACACGUCCAGAUCCUGUGAGUCGCCUCUUACGACUAGCAUGGUCGCUGUUGCUGAAGACCCAUUCAACCCAGAUCACCACGGGUCACCUAUGCUUAUGAGGCGCGACUAAAUGGAUAGGGUGGUAAGGUUCGUUAGUUGGUUAGUUUGUUGUUUAACGCCGCACUCAGCAAUAUUCCAGCUAUAUGACGGCGGUCUGUAAAUAAUCGAGUCUGGACCAGACAAUCCAGUGAUUAAUAUCAUGAGCAUCGAUCCACG
Molecule: messenger RNA, 2819 nt
Organism: Haliotis rufescens (red abalone)
Lineage: Eukaryota; Metazoa; Mollusca; Gastropoda; Lepetellida; Haliotidae
Product: metalloprotease mig-17-like
Exons: 15
Coding region: 98-1873 (591 amino acids)
Biological process (GO): proteolysis
Molecular function (GO): metalloendopeptidase activity
Source: RefSeq, a predicted model, not a curated record